Emericellopsis cladophorae is the source of this 372-nucleotide messenger RNA. RefSeq lists its product as uncharacterized. The transcript has a single exon. The coding region runs from base 1 to 372 and encodes 123 amino acids. Lineage: Eukaryota; Fungi; Ascomycota; Sordariomycetes; Hypocreales; Bionectriaceae. The record is from RefSeq and is a predicted model, not a curated record.
AUGCACAACUUCUCCUCCACUACAGCCUUUAACCGUUCCGACAGGGUGAAGCCAACUCUCAAAGCAGACCGCCGAGCAGGCAAGCAGAGCAAGAAACCCAGCCGUCCCAAGAGGUUCUUCAGAUCUGUACACAAACUUCUGGGUAUGUGCUGGGGCGGAAAUAUCAACAACAAGAAGAUUACUAGGGAAGCCCGACAGAAGGCACAAGAGAAGGAGCAGUUGCUGCUGGACGAGGACAGCGAUGCGGGAGAGGACUGGGACGAGGAUGAGGUGUUGAUGGGCGUCGAUGGAGAUGAUAGAGGGAGGUACAGAAUUGCGAGUGUCGAUGUCGGAAGGGCGAGACAGGUGUCUGGGUGGAAGGCUGGGAUAUGA